Neopsephotus bourkii (Bourke's parrot) is the source of this 1588-nucleotide messenger RNA. RefSeq names its product alpha-1,6-mannosyl-glycoprotein 4-beta-N-acetylglucosaminyltransferase-like. The transcript has 4 exons. Bases 86 to 1483 code for a protein of 465 amino acids. Gene Ontology annotation, molecular function: acetylglucosaminyltransferase activity. The record is from RefSeq and is a predicted model, not a curated record. Gene Ontology annotation, biological process: protein N-linked glycosylation. NCBI's taxonomy places the organism in Eukaryota, Metazoa, Chordata, Aves, Psittaciformes, Psittacidae.
UCCUCUGCGGGAGGCCCGGGGUGGGGCUUUGCCGAGCGAGGAGCCGGAGCGCGGCCGCGCACCCCGUCUCGGUGUGCCCGGUGCUAUGCGAUGCUCCCUGAAGCGCUCCCUCUCGGCUGCGCUCGCAGUCUCCUUCCUCCUCCUCCUCUUCCUCUACGGGGGCAGCCGGCAGGAGCAGGAUCCCCCAGAGGUGGAGCUCGGGGCCUUGGCCCCAGACGCGGUCCUGCAGCUGCUGCAGCCGGAAGGAGCCCAGCGCAUCCUCAGGGACACAGACGGCCUCUCUGCACUGCACAACGUCUCCUACCACCUCCUGGCUGGCUCCCUGCCACCCCACAAAAAAUUCCUGGCGGUGGGACUGGCAUCGGUGCGGCGGCCUCGUGGCUACUACCUCCCAGCCACGCUCCAGUCCCUCUUCAAGCAGUCGACAGAGGAGGAGCUGCAGGAGAUGGUGGUGGUGGUGCACUUGGCUGACGCAGACCCCACGUGGAACGUGCGUGUGGCCGCCAGCAUCGCCACCAGGUUUGCUCAGCACAUCCUCCUGGGCCGGCUCCUGCUCAUCCACGCUCCCCACGAGUCCUACCCCACCCUGGAGGGCCUCAAGAGGAACUUCAAUGACCCGGAGGAGCGGGUGAGGUUCAGGUCCAAGCAGAACGUGGACUACGCUUUCCUGCUCGCCUUCGCCGCCAACCUCUCCUCCUACUACCUGAUGAUCGAGGAUGAUGUGUGGUGCGCCAAGUCCUUCUUGACGGCCAUCCGCAAGGCUCUGGCUUCCCAGGAGGGCUCCAACUGGGCCACGCUGGAGUUCUCCAAGCUGGGCUACAUCGGGAAGCUCUACCGCUCCAGUGACCUUCCUCGCCUGGCUCGCUUCCUCCUCCUCUUCUACCAGGAGAUGCCCUGCGACUGGCUGCUGGUGCACUUCCGCCUCCUGCUCACCCAGAAGGAUGCCAUCCGCUUCAAGCCCUCCCUCUUCCAACAUAUGGGCCUCUACUCCUCCUUCCAGGGCACUGUCAACAGGCUGGAGGAUGACGAGUUCCAGGCUGAUGCCAUGGACCUGCCUGACAACCCUCCAGCGGCCUUGUUCACCACCAUGUCCGUCUUUGAGAACUACGAGCCCCUCAAGGCCUACAGCACCACUGAGGGGUACUUCUGGGGGAAGGACCCAGCAGCCGGCAGCACCUUCUCCAUCGUGUUCCAGCAUCCAGCCCGGGUCACCCGUGUCCGGGUGCGCACGGGCUCUGCCGAGCGCCGGGGGGACAUCCUGCACGCUGGGGUGCUGGAGCUGGGCCGGCGGCGCCGCGACGAUGGCCGGGACUGCUCUGCCUACACCAUGGUGGGCACCUUUGAGAAGGGGAGCUGUGAGCAGCGGGGGCUGGAGAGAGGCGUCCCAGGGCCUGUGGAGUGUGUCAGGAUCCGGGUGACCCGGGACCAGAGCGAGUGGCUCAUCAUCCAGAGCAUCGAGAUCUGGACCGCAGCAGGCAGCUGACCAUGGAGGAGGCAGGUUACCAGCGUUGGUGCAGUUUGUACUCAGAGGUUCCUUGGUUUCCCCACUCCUUUUUUUUUGGGUGAGGAAUUAAAUUAUUGGCUCCUG